Ambispora gerdemannii is the source of this 1581-nucleotide messenger RNA. NCBI's taxonomy places the organism in Eukaryota, Fungi, Glomeromycota, Glomeromycetes, Archaeosporales, Ambisporaceae. The record is from the annotation of a GenBank genome assembly.
AUGGCCAAUAAACUCUCUGCCGAAACUCUCUCAACAAUUUUCGAAUACUUAACAAAAGAGCAAUUAUUCCCAAUCGCUUUCGUCAACAAAUUGUGGUGUAACUCGGUGGUUCGAGUACUUUGGCGAUCUCCGUUUCAAUUUUAUAAUGAGCUGAUCGAUGAUGAAUACGAAGAAAACGAAAAAGACGAAGAAAAAAUUAAAAAAGGAAGUGCUGUGAUACGCACUUUGAUGACUUUUCUUGGGGAAGACGAUAAGAAAUUGCUUGUCGAACAGGGACUCGAAUUACCUCCGAAACCGGAAAAACCCACAGAUUCUGCACUCGCAUUUAAUUAUCCGUCAUUCAUCAUUGUCUUUGAAUACACCAAUAUCCUCUUAUCGAUCGAGGAUUGGUUAGACACUUCGACGAAAUUACAACAUCAAAGUGAUCAGUAUAAAAUCUUGCACGAGGAGAUAUUCAAAACAUUGAGUAAAUUAAUUUUCGCGGAAUCGCCGGGAAUUGAUGAAUUAACUUGCACCACAUCAUACAAACUCGAUCUAUUUACUAUUCCAAACGCGGUUAAUUGUCUGUCGAAAAUCACGAAAUUCUCCGGCGAUUUCAUAAAUAUCUCAAAAGAGUUUUUCAUUGCAGCGUCUCAGCAUUGCGUCGGAAUUAAACACCUUUCACUUCAUCAAUGUACAGACGACGAAGUCUUGACAGACUUUAUUGUCAAUCAACAAAAACUCGAGACGCUUGAAAUUAAAGGAAUCGAUGAGCCAUUGCCGGAGGUGAUUGAGGUAAUAAAGAGAAAAAGUUCGACAUUGAAAAAAUUGGUUAUUGAAGAAGUGAUCUCAUUGUCGCCAACAUUGCUUGUUGGCUUGGAAAAUUUGGAAGAGUUUAGAUUAAAACAUUUCUAUGAUCCUACCAGCGAAGACAUUCAAGAAUUUUCAGAGACGAUGGAAGGAAUCGCAGAGACACGAUUCAAUAAUUUGACAUCUUUACAUUUAUUAAUUGAUGAAGCAGAUCCGGAAAUACUUGCGCGUAUUUUAGAGAACACAGAUAUGAAAUUGAAAUCAUUUACGUUGAGUUAUUUGAAAUUCGAAGGAGAAUUAGACGCAAACGAUUUAUGGGAAGCGAUCGCGGGAUUUUGUCCGGUUUUGGAGAAACUUCAUCUGGAAACAUUUCAACUAAGCGAAGUACUCAACGGUCUUCCAACCAUUUUCGGAGGAUGUAUUCUCCUACGAGCAUUGACCAUUUCAGAGCAUAAGGAAGGCGAAGGUGAAUACGGGCCAUUUGAUAUUUCAGACGAAUUUGCUAUACUGGGACCUUUGGUUCCUCCCGCUUUACAAAUUUUGGAUUUAAGCCAAGCAGAUGCUAUUUGCACACCACAAGCUCUUGAAGAAUUUCUCGAAGGAUGUGUCGAGAGAUUGAACAAGCCGUUAUUGUUGAAAUUGGAUUCUCAGUAUCUUGAGCCUACGCAUUCUGAUGUUCUGCAUUUGUUCGGUGAAGAAGGAUUUAACGAGAGUGGAAAUGAAAAUUCCAGAGAAAGAAUCUUCACCAUUUUUCCGAGACCUAAUUCGGAUGCAGCAGAUAAUGAACAAUAG